AUGUCUCGAUUUUUCCGAGGUGGAGAGGACAGCUCCAGCGACAGCUCCUCUGAUGAGGAAGAGCUCUACUCCGAGGAGGAGCAGGAGCAAGAUGUUGGCAAGCAUGAUUCCGACGACUCGGACGACAUGGACGACUCUGAUAUGAGUGACGAGGAGACCUCCAGCGAUGACGAAGCCGGGGGCGCCAAUCGUUUUCUGAGGGAUGCCGCCUCAGACAGCGACAGCGAAGAGGAGGAAGUCCGAGCCAAGGUCAAGAGCGCCAAGGAUAAACAGCGCGAUGAGCUGGACGCCUCCAUCAAGCAGAUCGAGAACGGCCAAAAGAACGGUGACUGGACAUUAAUCUCUGCCGAAUUCGACAAACUCAGCAGACAAGUUGCCCGCAUGCAAGAUGGCGGCAAGACCCCUAAGCCUUAUAUCCGAAUCGUUGCCGAGUUGGAGGAUUUCAUAAACGAGGCUUUAGCCAAGGCAAAAGUUACCCCCAAGAAGAUGAACGCUAUCCAGGCCCGUAACCUGAACGCCGUCAAGCAAAAAAUCAAAAAGACCAGCAAGGAGUACCAGGCCGAGGUGAAUGCCUAUAGAGAAGACAAAGACGGUUUCAUGGAAUCUGAAGACGAAGAGCCUGAACCAGUCAAGCCCAAGAAGAUCGCCAAAAUUCAGGAAGAGCUCGGGCGAACUGAAGACGUCGGCGAUGACGGCUUUGCUACCGUUGGCAAAGGUGGACGUGCUCUCCAGUAUACCCCCGAGAGCAUCUUCAAGCAUCUGCGAGGCAUCAUGGAAACGCGUGGCAAGAAGAACACCGAUCGCGUCGAGCAGAUCAAGGUGAUGGAGAAGCUUCAUGAGAUUGCCAACACGCCCUACCAGCGGAUCCGUGUUCUUCUCGCCAUCGUCUCUGCCAGAUUCGACUUGAGCGCUGGCACAUCCAAUGUGAUGCCUUUGGAACACUGGAAGGCGGCAGAAAAGGAGCUUUCCACUCUCCUAACCGUACUCGGGAGUAACAAGGACUACGUCGUCGUCGAGAAUGUUGAGGAAUGGGAUGAUGACGAGAAGCCUCCCUCUCUGCAGCCGGGAGAGAAAUAUAUCAAGGUCGCUGGCAGCGUCGUCUCAUAUGUCGAGAGGUUGGAUGACGAGCUCGUCCGGUCCCUGCAAAGCAUUGAUCCUCACACCUCUGAGUAUAUUGAACGUCUCCAAGAUGAGGGUGCCCUGUACAACAUCAUUGUCCGUGCCCAGUUGUACUAUGAGGACUUGCGCAAGGACCCUGCCCUCGAGACUCCCCAAGACAGCGUGAACAGAAUUGUCAUGCGGCGACUGGAGCAUGUCUACUUCAAGCCGGCCCAGGUCAUCAAGACAUUCGAGGAGAACUGCUGGAAGGCUGCAGGUGACGAGGUUGACUCUGUCAUCACCCCCCGUGUCCAGUCCAGCGACGCCAACAACUUGGUCAAUGUUCUUUGCAACUACCUGUUCAGCAACAGUGACGGCAUUAUUCGUGCUCGAGCCAUGCUAUGCCAGGUCUACUUCCUCGCCCUGCAUGGCGAGUACUACAACGCCCGUGACAUGAUGCUCAUGUCCCACCUGCAGGACACUAUUCCCAACUUUGACGUCCUGACCCAGAUUCUUUACAACCGAACCCUGGUCCAGGUUGGCCUGUGCGCCUUCCGCAAAGGUCUCAUUUACGAUGCGCAGAACACCCUUCAGGAGAUUUGCGGCAGCGGUCGUCAGAAGGAGCUGCUCGCCCAAGGUGUCAUGAUGCAGAGAUACAGCCAGGUGUCUCCCGAACAGGAGCGUCUUGAGAAGCAGCGCCAGCUACCAUUCCACAUGCACAUCAACCUCGAACUCCUUGAGUGUGUCUACCUGACCUGCAGCAUGCUUCUGGAGAUUCCCCUGCUGGCCCAGACUGGAUCCUCGCCCGACGUCAAGAAGCGGGUGAUUAGCAAGACGUACCGACGCAUGCUCGAGUACCACGAAAGACAAAUCUUCACGGGGCCGCCUGAGAAUACGAGAGACCACGUCAUGCAGGCCUCCAAGGCUCUCGCUGCCGGCGAGUGGAAGAGGUCGACCACCUUCAUCCACAGCAUCAAGAUCUGGGAGCUGAUGCCGAACGCCGAGGAAAUCAAGGCCAUGCUCUCGAAGCAGAUCCAGGAAGAAGGUCUCCGCACCUACCUAUUCACGUACGCCCCCUUCUACGACACACUAGCCCUCGACACCAUAAGCGCCAUGUUUGAGCUGGACAGUGCCAAGGUCACCGCCAUUGUCAGCAAGAUGAUCAGUCACGAAGAGCUGGCUGCCUCUCUUGACCAGGUCACCCACAACGUCAUCUUCCGCAAGGGCGUCGAGCUGAGCCGUCUGCAGUCGCUGGCGCUCACGCUGUCCGACAAGGCCAGCGCGCUCAUCGAGACCAACGAGCGGACUCUGGAACAGCGGACUCAAGGCACAUCCAACGCUUUCGAGCGGCAAGGAGGCCGAGGCCGUGGUGGCCAACGGGGCGGCCAACGCUCUGGCCGCGGGGGUGCCCGCACCGGUGUCAACACUCAGAGGCAAGCUGGAGGUACCCAAUUCACCGGUGGUGCUCUGGGAGCUGCGGUCAGGGGAUAA
This is a messenger RNA of Metarhizium album ARSEF 1941, 2589 nucleotides long. Its product is annotated as eukaryotic translation initiation factor 3. Gene Ontology annotation, molecular function: translation initiation factor binding; translation initiation factor activity; RNA binding. Lineage: Eukaryota; Fungi; Ascomycota; Sordariomycetes; Hypocreales; Clavicipitaceae. The transcript has 3 exons. The record is from RefSeq and is a predicted model, not a curated record. Gene Ontology annotation, biological process: translational initiation. Bases 1 to 2589 code for a protein of 862 amino acids. Gene Ontology annotation, cellular component: eukaryotic translation initiation factor 3 complex.